Candidula unifasciata is the source of this 2022-nucleotide messenger RNA. NCBI's taxonomy places the organism in Eukaryota, Metazoa, Mollusca, Gastropoda, Stylommatophora, Geomitridae. The record is from the annotation of a GenBank genome assembly.
UCCCAGUUGAAGUCCCUGUUAAAGUCGCGGUUGAUGUCCCCGCUGACGUGCCUUUUAAUGUCCCCGUUGAAGUCCUUGUUAAUGUCCCUGUUUAUGUCCCGGCUGAAGUCCCUGUGGAAGUCCCUGUUGAUGUUCCUGUUGAUUGUAAGGGGUAUCAAAUACUAACUCUGCACAUGGCCUGGGGUUGCCUGCCAGAGAAUAUUGCCAACAGUAAGGCCAGCAGCUUCUAUUUUAUGAGGACAACCCCAGGAAUGGUUCCAGUUUAUGGGAGCAUUGAGGAAGCAGAGAUGGACAUGCCCCUGCAGCUAGAAUAUGGUUUGCUAAACAGCCAUCCACUGUUUAUGCUGGACCAGCUGCUCAACUUGGUGUACCAACCACUGUUAUCAUACCAUCAAUAUCAACAUCUUGAAGUGACAAGUAUUGAAGGAUCAAAAGCAAAUGCUGAUAAGCGGUUGAGUAGACGCAGCCAGAAUUCUGUAGCUGAUAUUGCCAAGAGGCGGACAAGUGAGUCCACAACUUCAGGUGGUAUUUCUGCUGCAGCUAGCUCUACCACUUCUGCUCACCUCCGAGAUGAUUUCCUCGUUGGGCUUCAAAAGUUCAUGCAUGAAACAGACAAAUUGUUGUCUGAACUGAAGGGAAAGGUAGAGUAUUCCAUUAGGGAUACUGAUUAUUUAUGGAUGACACAAAGCAGCUUUAUGUAUACCAAAUCUCCAACACAGGUUGACACCCUUCUGGAAGCCACAAUCAGCAAGCCACGAGUUGGGGAUGGUCCAUUGGUGGAACUGAAGUACUGGAGGGAUCGAGACAGUAUUCUGCACUCUGUUGCUGAACAACUUAAUGAUCCCAUUAUCCAGUAUAUGUUGACUCUUCAUAUGAAAACCGAGGGGGAUUUUGAAUUCACCCGAAGGGACUUGAUGAAGUAUGCCACAGAAGCCAAGGACAAUGUCCGUUUUCUUAGCACCCUAGAAAGACAUUUCAGAAAUAUUAAGUUUGGAGUCACUUUUCAGUCAGCCACAGAAACAAUCCCACCUAUGAUGAAUGCCUUGCGGAUGAUAUGGAUCAUCUCUCGGCACUACAACACUGAUGAGCUGAUGGUGCCACUCAUGGAACGGAUUGCAUGGGAACUGUGUGAAAGAGUCGUCAGAGUUAUAGAUGUGCAUUCUUUGUUCCAACUUCACACCCAGGCCAUUAAAGGCAUCACAUCCCAGGCAGUGAAAAUGCUUCACACUUGGAAGAAUUCAUACUUCACUAUCCGAGCAAAGAUUGAAUCAUCUGGUAGAGAUGUCAGGUGGGAAUUUGACCGCAAGAGGCUUUUUGACCGCUCAGACUAUAUAGCUGACGUUUGCCAGGAUUUGCAUGAUAUUGCCCAGGUGAUUGAGGAGUUCAACAACAUAUUCAGCCAAGAGUUGAAAGAUGUCACUGGAGAUGCUGAUCGGAUAGAUGAUGUUCUGGAACAAGUCUAUGAGCUGGUAGAGCCCAUUGCACUGCUGCCAUAUGAUGCCUUUUCUCCAUCUCGAAAUGCCAGUUGGCAGGCACUAAAAGCCAAGUUCUACAAGAGAGUUGUUGAGAUUGAAGAUGCAGCCAAAGACUUUAUUGAUGAGUCAUUUCAGGUAAGACACCUACACAUUUCUUCUGCUUCUUCUGUUCAUCCCAGUGACAAAUUUAUUGAUGUGGUCAACAACCUGUUCCUGGAGCAGAAGCUCAACCCACCAGUCUUCCGAGCAUACCCACCAGUAGCUGGCAGCAUCUACUGGGAGAGGUCGCUGUUCCAUCGUAUCAAAGCUAGUAUCAUCCGGUUUAAUACCAUGGAAGAAAUGAUGUCCACUGACAUUGGCAAAAUGGCAUCCCAGAAGUACUUGUCUGUAGCCAGAAGCAUGCGCAAAUUUGAAGAGACUAUUUUCAGCAAGUGGUUUGAUUCAGUGGAGAAGAGUGUGCCCCAGCUUCUGAGAUCAAGUAUUCUCACAGUUGUUGCAACCCCAACUCAUGACAGUGUUCGAGUAUCGGACAGUUCAUCAGCAAUUU